Molecule: messenger RNA, 429 nt
Organism: Caenorhabditis bovis
Lineage: Eukaryota; Metazoa; Nematoda; Chromadorea; Rhabditida; Rhabditidae
Source: the annotation of a GenBank genome assembly
AUGCGUCAUGCCUUAGUUGCUGCCAUCGUUCUUUUCAGUUGUGAAAUCGUGAUGUCCGUAAUGACUGGUGGAAUUACUGAACAGGAUCCAUCGAAGCCGGAGCAUAUGGAGACUGCCUGGAAGGCUGUCAGACAUAUCAACGACGAGGCGUCGAACAACGGACCUCAUUAUUUUGUGCCAAUUAAGGUCCUUAAAGCCUCGACUCAAGUCGUCGCUGGCCUCAGCACCAAGUUGGAGGUGCUCGCCGGAGAAUCCGCGUGCAAGAAGGGCGAUCUUCAAGCGCAUGAGAUCACCAAGUCGAAUUGCAAUUUGAAGGAUGGAGGCUGUCGCGCGAUCUACGCCGUCAGCCUCUGGGAGAAGCCGUGGGAGAACUUCGAGCAGUUCAACGUCAAGAAGAUUCGUGACGUCGCGCCUCAUGAGACUUUCUAA